Molecule: messenger RNA, 2669 nt
Organism: Penicilliopsis zonata CBS 506.65
Lineage: Eukaryota; Fungi; Ascomycota; Eurotiomycetes; Eurotiales; Aspergillaceae
Exons: 5
Coding region: 243-2669 (808 amino acids)
Biological process (GO): regulation of transcription by RNA polymerase II
Molecular function (GO): DNA-binding transcription factor activity; RNA polymerase II cis-regulatory region sequence-specific DNA binding
Source: RefSeq, a predicted model, not a curated record
GUUGUUGUUGUUGUUGUUGUUGGGGCCGUCGAGAGCAGACAGAGACAGCGGUGCUGGGGUGUGGCUCUUGUAAGAAUCACAGUGAGAGGUGUGUUGCUCUAGAAUACCCGAGAGAAACAUGGAUUUAUUCUUUUUAUCGUUAUGGUUCUGUGUUUGUUAGAAUUCUCUCCUGCCCAUAUUGAUCGACAGUCAGACAGCCUUCGAUAUACGGAGUAUCGGACCCUUCCAUACGGUGAUCGAGAAUGAGUAAUGUUCGAUCUAGCAAAAAUGCCUGGGACAAUCCCCGAGAGACGGUGCUUCAGGGCAUCACGGCCGUGGACAUGGAGGCCCGUCCCCUCCUCGACCCCCCUACAGGCUCGGAGCCCGAUUUCGCACUGGAAGACUCGUCGUCGCUGCUUGGGCUGCCGCUCGGGCUGUCGCUCGGGUCGGAUUCUGCCUUUCUCGCCCACUUGGGUCCAUGGCCGCAGUAUCAACAGAACAACCUAUCGCUCUCCCAGGGGUCGUCAAACCACCACCCGCUCUCACGUCUGACGCAGAAGCAGGAAGUUUGGUGUCCACUGCAGGUGACCGGGGUCCCGGUGCUGGCUCCUCCAUCUGCGCUUGGAGUGCAGCAGCCACCAUCAACAAACGGGUUGGGCGACACGCCGAAUCCCAGCUACCCUCACCAGUAUGAUUAUCGCAGUCCGUGUUCGGAAGCGGAUAGCCAUUACACGGGCUUCGCGCAUUCUGACUCCGGAUAUGGUAGCCGGAGCUGUGCGACGCGCUCGGUCGUGACGGUCCCUUAUGCGGUCGAUUGCACCUCUAGCCCCUCGUGGGCAUGUCCCGAGAACGAAGAGGGAGAGAUCUCUGUCGACCGAGCGGCUUCUCACAUUCCCCAAUCUGUGACAGACGCUACGGACCGGCUUGAGUCCUCACCGCCGUACGUCGGACACUUCGUCAUUACUUGUGGGUAUCCUAGCUGUUCUUGGACAGGCAAGUGCAAAUCGGAUCUGAAGAAGCAUGAAGCCAGACAUAAGAAGCCCUUCAAGUGCGAUGAGCCGGGCUGUAGCCGGAAAGAAGGCUUCGGGACGAUCAACGAUCUGGCACGGCACAAGAAAUGUGUUCACAAGCAAGAGCCAGAGCGCGGCCCAAAGUGCAUGUUCAAAUGCUUUGGAGAUAGUUGCCCGCGGCGUGACAAGCAGUGGCCGCGGUUGGAUAACUUUAAGCAACACCUCGCCCGGAUGCAUGAUACGGAAGACGCCACCGAGCUCGUUCGAAGGUCGAAUGAAUGGUAUGACGGCCUGAUCAAACCCCCGUCGCCUUAUUCUGUCGCCAAUUGUCUCGGUCAAGAAGAUGCCACCACCACCACCACCACCACCACCACCACCACCACACCGCGGUGCGCCUCGUAUCAAGAAUCCAAUUAUACAGCCUUUACGAACCAAGACAUGGGUUGUCUCUCUACUUCUAAUAUUCCUGCUCAUACCACCACUGUUCUAUCUGAGAAUCCCGCCCAAGAUCCACUCCAUACCUUGCUUUCCGAUUCGAGUGAGGAAUACACGAUACUUCAGGAGCCAGCUGCCAUUGCUACUUCUCAACAAGUUGAGCUGUCGGUGCUCGGUACGCUCGAGCUGCCUUCGUCUAUGGAGCACGGGAAGCCCGUCGUCGUAGAACGGACUCGACAUCCGCAUCAGAAUCCACGUCCAUAUCACCAGGUGGACGACAGCAAAAAGGUCAAAGAUCCGAUAGCCGGAUUAGCGACGAAUGUGAUUGAAGCGUUGGGCAAGAGCAUAGGCGGGAAUCUUCGAGGGAAACUUCCACACGCAGAUAAUGACGAAGCUAGUGCAGACAACAGCUCGGAGUUAACUGGCAAGAAGAGGGAGCUGCUUCGGAGGAUUCUGUCCGCAGCUUUGGAACAACUGUCAGAGAUCGUUGAACCUGGCCCGUCGAUACUGGAGGGCGAGUCUGUCAAAACCGACUGGGUCAAAAAGGAUUGGUUGCAAUGCGAGUAUUGCUCGAAACGGAUCCGCCGGCAUUGUGAGAUGAAGAAACACAGGAAACGACACGAACGGCCGUACGGAUGUACGUUUCCACACUGUGACAAGGAAUUCGGCAGCAAAGCCGACUGGAAACGACACGAGAGCUCGCAGCAUUCCCACGAACUAACAUGGCCGUGCACGCUGCCUGGCCCAAUCGAGGAAACAAUGCAAUGGGGGGAAGCCUUCGAUCGGCCGGAGGCCAAGAACAAUGGGCAGUCGCAGUACUGGUGCGGCUUCUGCCGCCAGACCAUCAUGCUGGAGAGCAACGACUUGAACGAGCGAUUCGAUCAUAUCGAGAUCGAGCAUUUCCGGAAGGGCCAACGGAUUCGCGAGUGGGUGCAUAAGCAUGGGAGCGACGGCGCAGUGAACCAGACCCGGAACCGUGACGAGGCCGAUGUCGACGUCGACGUCGACGUCGACGACCGGCAUAGUGGAUCCCCAUUUGAGAGCGGUCCGUCGGGACCUGACGAGGAUGCUUGCCCGGUGAGAAAGCGCAAGCCCGACCCGUCGCAGGUGCAAGAGGGAUGUUAUCCGGACAACAAGCGGCGGCGGGGGGAUGAGACAAGCUACACCAAUCUCCCGGAAUCCAUUUAUGCCGUCUGUCGGGGCUGUGAGCGAGACGUCGACGAAGCAAUGGGCGGGAUGGAAUGA